Molecule: messenger RNA, 1383 nt
Organism: Bubalus bubalis (water buffalo)
Lineage: Eukaryota; Metazoa; Chordata; Mammalia; Artiodactyla; Bovidae
Gene: SCRT2
Product: scratch family transcriptional repressor 2
Exons: 2
Coding region: 326-1243 (305 amino acids)
Biological process (GO): regulation of DNA-templated transcription
Molecular function (GO): DNA-binding transcription factor activity, RNA polymerase II-specific; RNA polymerase II cis-regulatory region sequence-specific DNA binding
Source: RefSeq, a predicted model, not a curated record
UUAGAGCGCUGAACAGUUCCAUUGCUAGGGGACCACCUGAUCUCCUCCAGCCUGCGUCCCAUAUAAAGCCGGCAGCCGGAGUGCUGAGCACAGCUCCAGCGAUCGCCUGUCUGAGAGCCGCCGCCGCCAAGCCCGAGCGGGAGCCAGAGCUACAGCCGGGGCCGCCGCCACCGGUGCCGGCUCCGCGCUGCCGCCCGCCUGCCGCCCGCUGGGAGCUGUCCAGUGCUGAAACCCCGCGCAGACAGCCAAUCGCGCCCGGCUGGCCUCCUCCCCCCGACCAGGGCCCCUCGCAAGUGCCCCCGCCGAGUCCCACGCCAGUCGCACCAUGCCCCGCUCCUUCCUGGUAAAGAAGAUCAAAGGCGACGGCUUCCAGUGCAGCGGGGUGCCGGCCCCCACCUAUCACCCCUUGGAGACCGCCUACGUGCUGCCUGGAGCCCGGGGGCCUUCCGGGGACAACGGUUACGCUCAGCACUGCCUGCCCCCCAGCAGCUACGAUGCGGACCAGAAGCCAGGCCUGGAGCUGGCGCCGGCCGAGCCCGCGUACCCGCCGGCGGCCCCGGAAGAGUACAGCGACCCCGAGAGCCCUCAGUCCAGCCUGUCGGCGCGCUACUUCCGCGGGGAGGCGGCCGUGACCGACAGCUAUUCCAUGGACGCCUUCUUCAUCUCGGACGGGCGCUCGCGGCGGCGGCGCGGCGGGGACGCGGGCGGCGCGGGGGACGCCGGGAGCGGCGGGGGGCGCGCGGGGCGCGCGGGGACGCCGGCGGGCGGCGGGCACCGGCACGCGUGCGCCGAGUGCGGCAAGACGUACGCCACGUCGUCGAACCUGAGCCGCCACAAGCAGACGCACCGCAGCCUGGACAGCCAGCUGGCGCGCAAGUGCCCGACGUGCGGCAAGGCGUACGUGUCCAUGCCCGCGCUGGCCAUGCAUGUGCUCACGCACAACCUGCGCCACAAGUGCGGCGUGUGCGGCAAGGCCUUCUCGCGGCCCUGGCUGCUGCAGGGCCACAUGCGCUCGCACACCGGCGAGAAGCCGUUCGGCUGCGCGCACUGCGGCAAGGCCUUCGCCGACCGCUCCAACCUGCGCGCGCACAUGCAGACGCACUCGGCCUUCAAGCACUACCGCUGCCGCCAGUGCGACAAGAGCUUCGCGCUCAAGUCCUACCUCCACAAGCACUGCGAGGCCGCCUGCGUCAAGGGGGCCGAGCCACCCCCGCCGCCGCCGCCCGCCGGCCCCACCAGCUGAGCCUCCCAUCGCGCUCCCCGGUCCCCCAGCUGCGUCCCCCUGCCCACGGCCCUCCUGGGGACCGUGCUCCCAGACCAGAACUUUUCUCUCCGACCCCCAAGCCCAGAACUCGCUUCCGCCACUGUCUUCCCCAAGUACAU